Hyphopichia burtonii NRRL Y-1933 is the source of this 1490-nucleotide messenger RNA. It is a transcript of the gene GDI1, whose product is annotated as Gdi1p. The record is from RefSeq and is a predicted model, not a curated record. The transcript has a single exon. Lineage: Eukaryota; Fungi; Ascomycota; Pichiomycetes; Serinales; Debaryomycetaceae. Gene Ontology annotation, molecular function: Rab GDP-dissociation inhibitor activity. Gene Ontology annotation, biological process: protein transport; small GTPase-mediated signal transduction; vesicle-mediated transport. Gene Ontology annotation, cellular component: cytoplasm. The coding region runs from base 108 to 1451 and encodes 447 amino acids.
GACUCCAGGUAGUAGUUUGUUGAAAGUACCAAUUUGCAAUUCUUAAGUUAAAGUUUCCCAAAUUUUUUUUUUUUUAGAGUAGUUGAUCUAAUCGUAAUAAUAUCACCAUGGAUGAAAAUUACGAUGUUAUUGUUUUAGGUACCGGUUUGACUGAAUGUAUUCUUUCUGGUCUUUUAUCAGUUGAAGGAAAAAAGGUUUUACAUAUAGAUCGUCAAGAUUUUUAUGGUGGUGAAUCGGCAUCCUUGAAUUUAUCGCAAUUGUAUUCUAAAUUCAAACCAUCUGCUCAAAAGCCCGAUACUUUGGGUGGUAGGGAUCGUGACUGGUGUGUUGAUUUGAUUCCAAAGUUCUUAAUGGCUAAUGGUGAAUUGACUAAUAUCUUGGUUCAUACUAAUGUUACCCGUUACAUUGAGUUCAAACAAAUUGGUGGUUCUUACGUCUACCGUAAUGGGAGAAUUGCUAAAGUUCCUUCUAAUGAAGUGGAAGCCAUCAAGAGUUCUUUAAUGGGUAUUUUUGAAAAAAGAAGAAUGAAGAGAUUUUUGGAAUUCAUUGCUAAUUAUAAUGAAGAUGUUAGUUCUACUCAUCAAGGAUUAAACUUGGAUUCAAAUACAAUGACUGAAGUGUAUAAUCAUUUCGGUUUGGAAGAUGGUACCAAAGAUUUCAUUGGUCAUGCCAUGGCAUUAUGGUCAAAUGAUGACUAUUUAAAUGAAGUUGCCCGUCCAACUUUUGAAAGAAUUUUAUUAUACGUCCAAUCAGUUGCAAGAUACGGUAAAUCUCCUUACAUUUAUCCAUUAUACGGUUUAGGUGAAUUACCUCAAGGUUUUGCUAGAUUAUCAGCCAUCUAUGGUGGUACUUAUAUGUUGGAUACUCCAAUCGAUGAAGUUUUAUAUGACGAUAAUAAAAAAUUUGCUGGAGUUAAAACUAAAGAAGGUACUGCUAAAGCUCCAAUUGUCAUUGCUGAUCCAACUUACUUCCCAGAACGAGUUAAAAAAACUGGCCAUAGAGUUAUUAGAGCCAUGUGUAUUUUAGAUCACCCAAUUCCAAGCACCGGUGACUUGGACUCGGUUCAAUUAAUCAUUCCUCAAAACCAAGUUGGUCGUAAAAAUGAUAUCUAUAUCGCUGUCUUAUCCGAUGUUCAUUGUGUUGUACCAAAAGGUUACUACUUGGCAAUUGUUUCUACAAUUAUCGAAACUGAUACUCCUCACGUUGAAUUAGAACCUGCUUUCAAAUUAUUAGGUAAUAGAUUAGAUACCUUAAUGGGUCUUGCAGAAUUAUAUGAACCAAGUGACGAUGGUACCGACAGUGGUAUUUUCAUUUCCAAGAGUUACGAUGCCAGUUCCCAUUUCGAAAGUACUACUGACGACGUUAAAGAUUUGUACUUCAGAGUUACCGGUAAACCAUUAGUGUUGAAAAAGAGAGAACCUGAAGAUGAAGAAGAAUUAAACGGUCUUUAAUCUAGCUGUCCUCUUUUCCUUUUUUUUUUUUAAUUUCAU